AUGGCCCAGGCGGCUAAGAAAAAACUAGUUGUCGCUGGUGGAAAUGGAUUCUUGGGGACUCGCAUCUGCAAAUCUGCGGUCGCUCGAGGUUGGGAUGUCACCUCUAUAAGUCGCUCUGGCGAACCCAGAUGGUCUUCAGUCACAUCGGAAUCGACUCCUCCUCCAUGGUCAACUUCUGUAACCUGGGCCCAAGGUGACAUCCUGAAACCAGCCACCUAUACUUCGCACCUGAAAGACGCUGAGGCCGUUGUACACACGAUGGGAAUAUUGCUGGAGGCAGAUUAUAAAGGAGUCAUCUCCGGAAAGGAAGGUAUACUGUCCGGAUUGUCGAGGGCAUUCAGCACAGCAAAGGCCGGCAGCUCGAACAACCCCUUAGACCGCCAACCUGGAGGAGAGCUAGGAAAAGGCGAGAAGGAUGGCCAAAUCACAUACGAGCUCAUGAACAGAGACUCUGCCAUUGCCUUGGCACAGGAAGCUGAGAGAUCGGGAGCAAAGACUUAUGUCUACAUCUCAGCCGCAGCCGGGGCACCCGUGCUCCCUAACAGAUACAUCACCACUAAGCGCGAGGCCGAGAGUACCAUUGCAAACAAGAUGGUCAAUCUCCGAAACCUAUUCUUCCGGCCAGGAUUUCUGUAUGAUGAGAGCCGAAAGUUUACCCUCCCGAUAGCCGCCUCCGGCAUGGUUGGUAGCACAGUCAACAGCAUGGUAGGAGGCAGUUUGACCCGCAUUUUCGGUGCUGCAGUAGAAAAGCCGCUCAAAGCAGACCUGGUUGCAGAAGCAGUGGUGGAAGCCAUCGCUGACGAGUCUGCCCAAGGGGUGGUGGAUACAAAGCUGAUCGAGGCUUUGGCGGCAAAAGCCUGGCGAAGGACGAUGCUCUGA
Capronia epimyces CBS 606.96 is the source of this 879-nucleotide messenger RNA. RefSeq lists its product as uncharacterized. NCBI's taxonomy places the organism in Eukaryota, Fungi, Ascomycota, Eurotiomycetes, Chaetothyriales, Herpotrichiellaceae. Gene Ontology annotation, molecular function: protein-containing complex binding. The transcript has 2 exons. Gene Ontology annotation, cellular component: mitochondrion. The record is from RefSeq and is a predicted model, not a curated record. The coding region runs from base 1 to 879 and encodes 292 amino acids.